Molecule: messenger RNA, 7056 nt
Organism: Aureobasidium subglaciale EXF-2481
Lineage: Eukaryota; Fungi; Ascomycota; Dothideomycetes; Dothideales; Saccotheciaceae
Exons: 8
Coding region: 1-7056 (2351 amino acids)
Biological process (GO): fatty acid biosynthetic process; secondary metabolite biosynthetic process
Molecular function (GO): fatty acid synthase activity; phosphopantetheine binding; oxidoreductase activity
Source: RefSeq, a predicted model, not a curated record
AUGCCUAUUGCAAUUAUCGGGAUGAGUUGCAGACUACCAGGUGGUGCCACAGAUCCUGACAAGCUGUGGGACUUGUGCGUAGCUGGAAAGAGUGCCUGGUCCGAGAUACCUGAGAGCCGAUUCAAUCGCGACGCCUGGUAUCAUCCAGACAAAGAGCACAUCGGGACGUCUUAUGUGAAAGGCGGAUAUUUUCUGUCGCAAGAUUUGAGCACGUUCGACGCUGCAUUUUUCAACUUCACAUCGGAAACUGCAACUACAAUGGAUCCCGAAGUCCGUAUGCAAUUGGAAUGUACAUAUGAGGCGCUCGAGAGCGCUGGUCUGACCAUGGAAGACGUAGCAGGAUCCAAGACCGCCGUGUGUGCAGGAACCUGCUUCCGUGACUUUCACGACAACCAUAUGCGCGAUCCCUCGACUCUUGCUAGAUCCUUCCUGACGGGUAAUGGAAUGGCGAUGAUAUCCAAUCGGGUGUCUCACUUCUUCGAUCUGCGGGGCCCAAGUAUUGCAGUCGACACAGGUUGCUCGACAACGCUGACUCUCUUACAUCUCGCUUGCCAGAGUCUCAGAUCCGGAGAGGCUGAUAUGGCCAUUGUUGGUGGAUCUAAUCUGCUUGUCAAUCCAGACAUGUUUAUCUCUGGCACUAUACUAGGACUUCUAUCAGCCGAAGGCAAAUGCUUCGCGUUUGACUCCAGAGCGUCCGGAUAUGGUCGUGGUGAAGGAAUAGCAACACUGGUCCUCAAACCUCUAGAUCUCGCAGUGAGAGAUGGUGACCCUAUCAGAGCCGUGAUCCGUGAGACUGGUGCAAAUCAGGAUGGUAAGACGCCCACUCUGACCUCACCCAAUCGUGAAGCCCAGGAACAACUCAUGCGCGAAUGUUACGCACGCGCCGGUCUGGAUCCUCGCGACACGGGUUACGUAGAGGCUCAUGGUACCGGCACACAAGCAGGCGACACCAACGAGGCGAAUGCUAUCGGCCAUGUAUUGGGAGCGGGCAGGCACCACGAUGAUCCUCUGCUCGUAGGAUCCGUCAAGACAAAUAUCGGACACACUGAAGCAACCAGUGGCCUAGCCGGCAUAAUCAAAGCCGUGAUGGCUAUUGAGAAGGGCUCUAUCCCUCCAAAUCUGAACUUUGAUCAGCCUAACUCCAAAAUCCCUUUCCAGGAACUUGGCAUCAAAAUCCCAACAUCUGUAGAAAACUGGCCCAAGUCGGCCAAACUACGGGCAUCGGUGAACAACUUCGGAUAUGGAGGCUCUAAUGCCCACGUCAUCCUGGAGCAUCCUGAAUACUUAUUAUCCCACUUCAAAGCCCAGGCUCUCAAUCCCAGAUCUCGAAGCUCUGGAGCGAGCAAAUCCCUCCGUAAGGCUACUCGUAUUUUGCGGAUCAGUUCUAAAGAUGAAGGAAGUACGAAAGCACAGUUUGAAAACAUCCAACGCUACGCAAGUGAGCAUCUCAAAUCUUCUGUUAACAAAAUCAGUCUGCUCGACCGAUUGCUAUACACUUAUGGCCAAAAGAGAUCGCAUUUUCCAUGGACAUACGCACUAACUGUUUCUGCUCUCGAGGACAUCAUCGAAGCGCAGGGCUGUAAGGCUCAACGCGCCUCUCGAGCUCCUCGGAUUGGAUUCGUGUUCUCAGGACAGGGCGCACAGUGGUUUGCCAUGGGCCGGGAACUAAUCCAGACGUAUCCAGUCUUCCGAGAUGCUCUGCAAGAGGCUGACAAUAUUCUCUGCCAGCUUGGGGCUUCUUGGUCUCUGAUAGGCGAACUUCUCCAAGACGAGCAUAAGACUCGAAUCAACGAAGUCAUCAUCAGUCUUCCCGCAAGUGUAGCACUCCAGCUCGCUCUUGUUUGUCUGCUGCGCUCUUGGGGUAUCAAGCCCAGCGGAGUCACAGGUCACUCCAGUGGUGAAGUUGCGGCUGCUUUUGCCGUUGGCGCAAUAGACAUGAGAUCGGCGCUUGCCAUCGUCUAUACUCGCGGUUCUCUCACCACUGACUUCCAAAGAAUUGUCGACCGUAAGGGCGGCAUGCUUGCCGUAGGUCUCUCUCGGGAUGAAUGUAUCCCAUACAUCGGAACACUUAAAACAGGUGAAGUAGUCGUUGCGUGUGUCAACAGUCCCUCAAGUGUGACUAUAUCUGGCGACUUGGCAGCCAUUGAAGAACUCGAACAAGCACUGAUCCGGGACAAAGUCUUUUGCCGACGUCUCCGCGUAGAUGCCGCAUAUCACUCGCACCACAUGUUCGGUAUCGCCGAUGCGUAUCGUGUCGCUUUGAGUCAGGAGCUUCGCACAGGCCGCGAAUUCGAUUCCUCUAUCAUCUACUCGUCUCCCGUUACGGGCGAUCGUAUUGAAUCAAAAGACACCAUCAGUAGCCCUGAACACUGGGUUAGAAAUAUGGUGCAGCCCGUCGAGUUCUUGGACUGCCUGAGCAAUAUGUGUCAGGACGCCUCUGGUGCGCCGACGAUCGACAUCUUGCUGGAGAUUGGCCCAGCCGCUGCUCUCCAAGGACCUAUCAGGCAAAUCUUGAGUAUGGAAAAGCUCCAGAAGGCAUCCAUAACGUAUCUCCCUUGCCUGCGACGAGGUCAAGAUGCUGUUUCAACGAUGCAGGAGAUGGCCUGCACCUUGAUCGGAAGCGGCGCACCUGUGCGUCUCGGAAGUAUCAAUUUCCCUCACGGCUCAAAUGGGUUGCAAGUCUUGACCGAUCUCGACACAUAUCCUUGGAACCAUCAUAUCUCGCACUGGGCCGAAUCGCGUAUGAGUAAAACACUCCGAGGUAGAGAGCUACCAGUCCACGAUCUACUUGGCACUCCAACUCUCGACUCAAACCCUUUCUCAAAACACUGGAGACAUAUCAUCCGGCCAUCUGAGAUUCCUUGGGUUCGUGAGCAUAAGUUUCAGUCCAAUAUCAUCUAUCCUGGUGCCGGCUAUGUGAGCAUGGCUAUCGAGGCCUGCCGUCAGUCCCACGGGUUUACGGCGGUCAGCAGCUAUGAGCUACAUCGCAUCGAGUUCAAAAGCGCUCUUGUGGUACCCGAUAGCAGUACUGGAGUCGAGGUUCAGCUAUGUCUCAAUCCAUGUACCGAAGAUUCUCUCGAACCCGGCUGGGAACACUUCCGGAUCAUGUCUAUCGAUGACAGCAGCACCUGGACACUUCAUUGCGAGGGUGACAUCAUUGUCAAUCCUACUGGUCCAUCAACAAAUACCGCCGCUGCACGUCCGGAUAACCCGACAAUCCGGACUGUGGAACCUAAGGAGUUAUACGCUUCACUGCAGCGGACUGGGCUCGAUCACGGUCCGAUUUUCCAGAAUAUCUCCGCAAUUCGCGUCGGGGACGGUGUUUCGAUAUGCGACUUUGACAUUGCAAAGACUUCGGAAACAAUGCCUCUAAGGUUCCAACAAAAACAUGUCCUUCACCCAACCACUCUAGAUUCGGUCUUCCAAGCUGUAUUCACCGCCUUACUUGGGGAUUGGAAAGACUCCAUGCUUCCUAGAUCCAUCAAAUCCUUGAGAAUCACUAGUGGUAUGAGCGCAGUCCCAGAAACGAGACUCUCCGUCAGCUCUGUGGUCAUCAAGUCCUCAGCACAAGGUUUUGAGUCAGAUGCUACAGUUGUCCCCCAAGGAACCAGUCCGCCAUACCCAUGCCUACUCGAAGUCAAAGGCUUGUAUUGUCAGGCGCUUGGGUCCAUCUCCAGAGCGAUCACACAGGCAGAUGAGACGAAACUCUGUUUCAAAGGCACUUGGAAGCCUGAUGUGAGGCUUUUGGAUGCAGAGCAGUUCGUCUAUCUAGUAUACCUCAUGCGAGGGGGGCUUGAGACAUCAAAGUCGUUGAGAACAUUGGCUUCUCUUUUACUCCACAAGACACCGCGUCUACGAGUUCUCAGCAUUGAUGCCGGCAAUCAUCUGCUUGGGAACGACCUCUUGAAUAUGUUCGCAUCAAGCGAUCUCGACCAAAACCAAAUCACGUGGCAGCUCACUUACACGGAAUCCUCCUUAGUCGAGCCAGAAGCUGGGGAGAUAUUCGCAGCAUCUGGAGUCAGGGAAUUCGAGACUAUUACCUGGGACACUUGCCUGCAGACGCGUGCAGCUUAUGAUCUGAUUAUGAUACCGAAUGGGCUGUCCAAUGCCGAUUUAGCCUGUGCGAAAGCCAUGCUCAAGCCUGGUGGAGGAAUCUUGAUGACUAGAGAUAACAUGUUAGCAGAUCUGGAGGCCAGCUGUCAGAUCUUAGAUCUGGGACGCGCUGAUGGCCAUACUAUUGUCUUUGCAUCUCCGGACAAUCCACUGAUGAUCUCGAAGCCUAUCGAGAUUUUUCUGGUCUACACGGAUGUGGCACCUUCGUUACACUGGCUUGACACGCUCCAAAAAGAGCUAUCCAGCCGUCAAAGGGUGGAGGUGUCUGUGAUCUGUCAGAAGAUGGACGAGAUCAGUGGAUUGCUGGGCAAGGAUGUUAUCCUCCUUGAAAAUCUGGACCGUCCACUACUGAUGAACCCUACGAGUGACCAGUUUGAAUCCAUCAAGACUCUGCUCAUCGGUGCGAGCAGCUUGUUCUGGAUCUCGCAGGGUGCAACGGUAGGCUGCACUAACCCAUUCGCUGCGAUGCACCUUGGACUACUGCGCACGCUACGCUGUGAGCAACCUUUCAACCGCUACAUCUCGCUGGAUCUGGACAGUGAGACGACUACAUACUCACUAUCCGAUGCACUCUGUGUAGCAAAGGUUCUCCAAACUACUCUCACACGAGAUUCUUCUGACGAAACACCCAUGGAUGUUGAGUAUGCGGUACGAGAGGGCCUUGUGUGUGUACAAAGAGUCGAAGUGGACACAGUCAUGAAUCAAAGCAUGCUGGAGGGCCUUCCGAAGAGCGUGCCAUUCUUGGAAACAAAGAAUCCCAUACGUCUAGGCGUGGAGAGACCUGGUUUACUGGACAGUCUGGUCUUCAUCGACGACGAUUCGAUCUCAGGCUCCUUCCCUCCGGACGCCGUUCAAAUCAGACCUGCCGCAUUUGGCCUUAACUUCCGUGAUGUCAUGGUUGCUAUGGGUCAACUUGACGAGACACGCAUGGGCUUUGAAUGCAGUGGCUAUAUCACUGCCGUUGGGUCAGAAGCAGCUUCACGAGGCUUCCAGAUCGGUGAUAAGGUGUAUGCGUUCCUGCGUGGCUACUUCGGAAACACGAUCCGCGUUCAUCACACAAGCGUGGCCAAGAUUCCUCCAGGUGUGGAUCUAGAGACUGCUGCGUCCAUUCCGCUUGUGUUCAUCACAGCCUAUCACGCAUUGCACAAUAUGGCCCGUCUUUGCCGUGGGGAGACCGUACUCAUCCAUUCUGGCAUGGGUGGCGUCGGACAGGCUGCCAUCAUGCUGGCGCAGAAUGUAGGUGCCGAAAUUUUCGUCACCGUGGGCUCUGAAGAGAAACGCGCACGUCUCAUGGCUACGUACUCGAUCCCAGAGGACCACAUUCUAAACAGUCGCAACGCUAGCUUUGCUAAGGAUGUUAUGGAUGCUACCGGAGGCAAGGGUAUUGAUGUAAUCCUCAACUCUUUGGCAGGGCCCCUCCUUGCCGCAUCCUGGGAUUGUAUCGCUGCCUUUGGACGUUUCAUCGAGAUUGGCAAGCGCGAUUUAGAGCUAAACAAGAGUCUUCGCAUGGCUCCCUUUGUCCGCUCCGCAUCCUUCGCGGCACUCGAUCUAAUCACGCUUGGUGAGCUACGUGGUGAUGUUGUCGCGGACAUAUUCACACACAUAAACAUUUUGUUACAAACACACGCUAUCAGACCGGUGUCGCCUAUUAGCAAGUUCGCAAUCUCUGACGCUGAGAGUGCGUAUCGUAUGAUGCAAGCUGGCAGACACAUGGGUAAAAUUUUGCUUGUUCCUUCUGAAAAUGAACAUGUCCAGCUCAUGUCCCAACCUGCAGUAGCAACAUUGUCAGCGGAGCACAGCUAUCUCCUUAUUGGCGGACUUGGUGGUAUAGGGCGCUCGAUCACCGACUGGAUGGUCAGCAGAGGAGCAAAGCAUCUCAUCUUGCUGUCGAGAAGUGCAGACAGCCUCGACCAAACAACUUGCGAUUGGCUGGCAGCUCUACACGAUCGUCAGGUGGAAGUCCACACGUUGGCAUGUGACGUCUCCGAUGAGAAUCAAUUGUCAGCCGUGCUUGGUCAAGUCAAAGAUGACUAUCCACCAAUCAGAGGUAUUGUACAAGCAGCAAUGGUACUCAGAGAUGUCUUGUUCGAGAACAUGACCCUCGUCGAAUACGAAGCAGCAGUACGACCCAAAGUUCAGGGUACCUGGAACUUGCAUCGAUGUGUACCAGACGAUUUGGACUUCUUCAUAAUCCUAUCUUCGAUCAGUGCAUUCGGAGGCAAUGCUACACAGGCCAACUAUGCCGCCGCUGGAACAUUCCAAGACGCGUUGGCCCAUCAUCGAACCGCUACCGGCCAACCUACUGUCUCAAUCAAUCUGGGUAUGGUCAAGGACGUCGGGGUUCUUGCUGGCGAGGAAGGUAGAAGAACUGCUGACCGCUUGCAAAGAAUUGGUCUGCGAGCCCUCGACCAAACAGAAGUCUUGAGAUUGAUCGAAGCAUCGAUAUGCCAAGGCAAGCACGGCACAGAUGACACGCAGAUCGUGACUGGUAUUCCACAUACCUGGACGCGACAGCAAGGUGUACAGACCCGAGAGAUGCAGGCCACCGCACAGUUCUGGACCCGGGAUCCACGUUUUGCUUCGUUGGAGGCGUCUCCUUCCGAAGCAGGCAUACAAGAUUCUAACGGGAAAAUGACGCUGACAGAUAUACUGGGCGAUGUCAGUCUCAAUGAGAAAGACGCCGCUGUUGCGUUGACAGAGUCGCUGGUUUCGAAACUAGCUGCCAUGUUCGCAGUACCAGAAUCGGACAUUGACACUUCAGUGCCACUGUCGCGGUUGGGAAUUGACUCCCUACUGGCUGUUGAACUACGCAACUGGAUUUCGGCGGUGGUUCGGGCAGAUUGUUCUGUGUUCGAUAUUCUUCAGGCUCCCUCCAUCGUCGUCUUCUCCGAGCAGGCUGUUGCGAAGAGCACUCUGAGGUCCACUCAAGCCAAUGGGAGUUAG